Messenger RNA from Chrysemys picta bellii (western painted turtle), 3363 nucleotides. The record is from RefSeq and is a predicted model, not a curated record. NCBI's taxonomy places the organism in Eukaryota, Metazoa, Chordata, Testudines, Emydidae.
CCUCAAUGGAUCAUUCCGGCCGACCUCUUACAUUGUGUGCCAGUUGAUGCCUUGAAAAGAACAGGUCUGAUCUCUUUUCACCAAUCUAGAAUAUUUUCCUUCUUGGAUAUUGUCACUUUGUGCCGAUGUGCGCAAGUUUCCAAGGCAUGGAAUGUCUUGGCUCUGGAUGGAAGUAACUGGCAAAGAAUAGAUCUUUUUAACUUUCAGACAGAUAUAGAGGGUCGUGUGGUGGAAAAUAUUUCCAAAAGGUGUGGUGGAUUCCUGAGACAGCUUAGUUUGAGAGGAUGUCUUGGUGUUGGAGACUCCGCUUUGAAGACAUUUGCACAGAACUGUAGAAACAUUGAACAUUUGAAUCUAAACGGAUGUACAAAAAUUACUGACAGCACGUGUUAUAGCCUUAGCAAAUUCUGUACCAAGCUGAAACAUCUGGAUCUGACAUCCUGUGUAUCUAUUACAAACAGCUCUUUGAAAGGUUUAAGUGAGGGUUGCAGAAAUCUGGAACAUUUGAAUCUUUCCUGGUGUGAUCAGAUUACGAAGGAUGGUAUUGAAGCACUGGUGAAAGGGUGCAGUGGACUAAAAGCACUAUUUCUUAGAGGUUGCACACAGUUGGAAGAUGAAGCACUGAAACACAUUCAAAAUCACUGUCGUGAACUUGUAAUCCUGAACUUGCAGUCAUGCACACAAAUUUCAGAUGAAGGCAUUGUAAAAAUUUGUAGAGGAUGCCACAGACUUCAGUCACUGUGUGUUUCUGGUUGUAGCAACCUUACAGAUGCUUCUCUCACAGCACUUGGUCUAAACUGUCCGAGAUUGAAGAUUUUGGAAGCUGCAAGGUGUUCCCACCUGACAGAUGCAGGUUUUACACUUUUAGCACGGAAUUGCCACGAACUGGAAAAGAUGGACUUAGAAGAGUGCAUUCUGAUAACAGAUAACACAUUGAUACAACUUUCUGUUCACUGUCCUAAACUGCAAGCAUUGAGCUUAUCUCACUGUGAACUGAUCACAGAUGAUGGGAUUCUGCAUCUGAGCAACAGUACCUGUGGUCAUGAAAGGCUCCAGGUCCUAGAGUUAGACAAUUGUCUUCUUAUCACCGAUGUGACCCUGGAGCACCUAGAGAACUGCCACAGUUUGGAGAGAAUUGAGUUAUAUGACUGUCAGCAAGUCACACGAGCAGGAAUCAAAAGAAUAAGAGCUCAUUUACCUGAUGUGAAAGUUCAUGCCUACUUUGCUCCAGUCACCCCUCCUCCUUCUGUAGGAGGUAGUCGACAGCGACUCUGCAGGUGCUGCAUUAUUCUUUGACAGUAGGAGCAUCAGCAGAAGAAGAAAGAUUCCUUUAAUUAUGGAAACAAAAUCAGACUGCAAGUGGCUUGCAGAGUGUCAGUUUCUUAACGGCCCUAGGAGUGAUGUCACAGUCAUCCAAUUUUGUGCUGGUACUGACUCAAGAAAGGUGUUUUUGCAGGUAAAAAGUCUUAAUGUUACAUGUGGAUGUGGAGUAACUGAUGCUUUUUUUUGUUUACAUCUACUCCACCAUCCCUGCUGUUGAUAUGACAAUCAUAGUACCAUUUGCUAAUGUGGACUGGGGUAUUUCAGAGUUGUAGAUGCUCAGUGACAGCCCCAACACUAUAAGCCUCACUAAACCUGAAUAUUCCUAUUUGUAAGCAUUCUUUAGUGUAAAAAAAAAUUCAGGGUCUCAAGCAUGUGAGUCCAAAUUGCUGUUGUACAAUACACAUAACCAAUUACAUCAUCAGGUUUGAGGACAAAUCAGCUUUAGCAGAAGUUGACCAAAAAAGGGAAAGUAAUAAUGAAAAAUAGCUUCCUAUUUUGCUACAGCUUUAUUUAAUUUCUACAAAAACUCCCAACAUGUUAAAUAGUUUUCUAGAGGUGUACUACCUCUUAAUUUGAACUAAUCAUAUACAAAAGAGCACUCCUCACAUUGUUGAAUGGUCUGUUUAGAAUAUUUCUCUAAACAGUCUUAAGUGUUACCCAGUAGGUUAGGAUAAGAAAGAUAUGGCAGUUUGUGUCCUGUACACAAAAGGUCUUUUUUAUAUGCUCUAGCUGAGUAGGUAGAGCUGUUUACUAUAGUGGCUGAAAGAAUAUCUAUGUAUGGUACUUAUACUUCCCUCAUUGUCAUGGUAUUUAAUAUAUUUAGCCCUAAACAGAAGCUCUGGGGGUAUUACUGUCUUUUUUUUUUUUUUUUUAAAACAGAGCUUACUUAAUUUGCCCUAGGCCAGAUCCUAAAUCUGUGAGACAGAGCAAGGAAUUGAAUGCUGGGCUCCUGCAUCCUAUGCCAGUACUCUAACCAAUGAGCCCCACACAAUUCAGAUUUCCAAAGGGGUCUGCAAAUGAGAAAAGGUUGAAAACCCCUGGGCUAAGUAAUUUAACAUAGUUGACAUGGUUGAGACCCUGAACAAGCAGUGGUUUCUGUUCCUUUAAAAACUGAAGCCAAACUUUUCAGAAACUGAGCAUUCAACAUGACAAUUACAUUAAUACCUGUAACUUUUUUUUUUUUUAAAUAUGGUAGGGCAACAUUCUGGCCUCAUUGACAGCAGUAGGGACAGAAUUUCAGCUGUAGAUUUAAGCCUUCUACAAUGGAGAGUGAAAUCUGAAUGUAAAACCACAAGUCUAAGGGGGAGCUACAUUUUUAUAUUAAGCCAUCUAAAUAAAUGGUUGGUGUGCACAACAUCUGUAUACUCACUUAGGUACCGAGGCUCAACAGUAACCCUUUAAAGGAAAAUAUCUUGGGCUUAAAAAAGACUGGUCAACUGAUAGUGUUUAAAUUCUGAAAAUGAUGUAGUCAUUUGACAAAAGCUCUAAUAAGCCACACAUACUGGAAAUAUUGCCUUACCAUUAUGGGGAAUGUCUAAGUUGUUGGCAAAACAUAACUGGAUGCAGAUGGCAGUGUGUACAUUUACACUGCACACUGAAUCUGGAAUGUUUAGAACUACAUGUUUUAAAAAGUUAAUGUGAAAAUGUAAGGCAGCUUUUUACAGCUGCAGAUCCGCAAACUUUAUGAAUAUGGUAUAAAGACUUAGUAUUAAACUUUGGUGGUUCAGCUUUGUAGCAACAGCAAAAAUUCCUGGAUUAAUUUUCAUAUUAUUAAUACACUUCUAUUACCAAGAUUCCCACUUAGAAAUUUGGAUUUAUACAAUUUUCUUAGCAGAACAUUGGGGGAAGACCAAAAUUAAAUGUGAACUCAGUGCAACUUGUCAGAAUGAGUAGUUGUGUGUUGCCUUAGGUUUGGCUCAUUUUUAUGGAUCUUAUUGUGAGGUUUUUAUGGCAUUAAAGUUGUACAAAAACCAAAAUUUAACAUAUGCUUACACUAAGAAAAAUGAUAGAGGAAACAAAUAAACAAUCAGCUAAUAUUUA